GAAAAAAGUUGCCAAAUCAAAAUGGUCACCGAGCCGAAGUCCGUUGAGCCCAAGGUCAGCACCAAGGAGGCGCAGUGCCAGUCAUCGGACUGCGAGACUUUCCAGCAGGAGCCGGUCUCGCAAGUAAGCAGCCCGAAGGGCGCCCGUGUGGCGAUCUUCAAUGCCGAGGACUUCUUGUCGCGUGCUCAGAUGAACGACAAAAUCAACAUCUUGCGCUCGCCCACCAAGCCGCCCAACGGGGUGCGCCAGCGCUCCGUCUACACCAACAAACCAUCGCCGCAAGCAAGCUUGCGUGUCGGCAUGACUGGGGGGCAGCUGUCCCAACGCAUGAGCAACAUCUCGCUGUCCUCCGGCACGGACUCCGUGGGCCACAUGGAUCGCGGCAGCAGCUCCAGUCUCGCUAGCAGCGCCACCGUUGGCACCAACACCAUCACCAGCGGCAUUUCCAAGGAGUGCGCCAAUUACCCCGUCGGCAGUCAGUCGGCCCGUCCAUACGUCCAACUGCCGGGCAUACACAUUUCCAACCCUCCCCAGUACGGGCCAGGGAAUAUGCAGGAAAUAGACGCUGGCAAAAUGGCGCACAACGGCAAGGCACUCACAGGGCGCUACAAUGCCACGCCCACCUAUGGCUUCGACAACGAGCAGAACUACUGCCUGAAUUCCCAACAGUUGCACAACUUCGAGCUCGAGAACCACACACCGCCGGCAUGUCCCGGCUCUGGACCCAUUGCCAUGACGAACGGCACCAUCCAGUUGCGCCUCCGCGAUGGCGUGCGCAUUGACAUGACUCUGGACAAGGCGGUGCGCGUGCUCAAUCAGCGCAGCAUGGUGGCAGUUGCUCUAUCACGCAACUGCAGCAACUCGGCUUUGAUCCACCCCAAUGGACGCAUCUUGCAGAGCGGCGCUAAAGUCGAAAUAGUCACCUACGACGGCAUGAAGGGCAAUAACUUUGUUCGCUAUGCCAAGAUGUGGUACAAGGGUGUGAGCUUCACCAGCGAGGCGUGCGCUCUCAUCUACCUGGUGGACACAGCCGGGACGCGCACCACAACCGAAACUUUCACCGAUCUGACCAAGGACUACACCCUGGCAGUGUUCUAUGACGACUCGCGGCAUGGUCCCUCUUAUAUGGCUGAAGCCCAUGACGUGAUUGCCAAUUCAGCUUACACCUGUACCGAGGAUGGCACUGAGAUCUAUGACAUAAACGGAUUUCGCAUCACCCAGGCAGCCGAUGGCCUGGUGAAGGUCACUCGUGUGGACAACAAGUGCUUGAUUCGCACCAGUCCCGGCAAUGGAUCGGCCACUUUGACCACACCUGGCAUCCAUUGCACUGCCUCUCUGGGCAAGACCUCGCAUCUGUUUGUUCGUCGCAAUGAGAAGCGCAUGCACUUCGAUGGAUCCUGUUUCAUUGUACGCAACGCCGGACACUCCGCCGGCUUCAAUGAGAACAACCUGCUCAUUGUCUACUAAGCGGCGUUCGUAGUCCGGAGAUAGAAACGGCGCAGUGGUCGCCCAUCCCACACGCACACACUCACACAUGUCAACACAUU
This is a messenger RNA of Drosophila miranda, 1547 nucleotides long. RefSeq lists its product as uncharacterized. The record is from RefSeq and is a predicted model, not a curated record. Lineage: Eukaryota; Metazoa; Arthropoda; Insecta; Diptera; Drosophilidae. The transcript is spliced from 7 exons. The coding region runs from base 22 to 1467 and encodes 481 amino acids.